CAAGGCUGACUUCAGUAAGCUGGAAGGCAGCCAGACUGGGAGAAUGGAGCUCAGCACCCUUCUUCUCCUUGCUCUCCUCUUGGGACUCUUGAUCCUCCUGGCUAGGGGCCACCCAAAUGCACAUGGCCAUCUUCCGCCAGGCCCCCGUCCUGUGCCCUUCCUGGGGAACAUUCUGCAGAUGGACAGAAGAGGCCUACUCAAAUCCUUUCUGAAGCUCCGAGACAAAUAUGGGGAUGUCUUCACGGUAUACCUGGGGUCAAGGCCUGUGGUCAUGCUAUGUGGGACAGAAGCCAUUCGAGAGGCCCUGGUGGACCAAGCUGAGGCCUUUUCUGGCAGGGGCAAAAUUGCCGUUGUUGAUCAAGUCUUUCAAGGAUAUGGUGUGAUUUUUGCCAAUGGGGAACGUUGGAAGGUCCUUCGGAGAUUCUCUCUGGCCACCAUGAGGGACUUUGGCAUGGGCAAGCGGAGUGUGGAGGAUCGCAUUCAGGAGGAGGCCCAGUGUCUGGUGGAGGAGCUGCGGAAAUCUCAGGGAGCUCUCCAGGACCCCACCAUCAUCUUCCACUCUAUCACUGCCAACAUCAUCUGCUCCAUUAUCUUAGGAAAACGCUUUGAUUACAGAGACCCUGAGUUUGUGAAGCUUCUGGACAUGUUCUACCAGUCCUUUGCACUCAUCAGCUCUUCCUCCAGCCAGCUGUUUGAGUUCUUCUCUGGCAUCUUGAAGUACUUUCCUGGCACACACAGGCAAGUCUGCAGAAACCUGCAGGAAGUCAAAGACUUCAUUGGCCGCAGCGUAGAGAAGCACAGAGAGACCCUGGACCCCAGCACCCCCCGGGACUUCAUUGAUGCCUACCUGCUCCGCAUGGACAAAGAGAAAUCCAACCCAGAGAGCGAGUUCCACCAGCAGAACCUCAUGAACACUAUGCUCAGUCUCUUUUUCGCGGGCACAGAGACCACCAGCACCACCCUCCGCUACGGGUUUCUGCUCUUGCUCAAAUACCCGCACAUCACAGAGAAAGUCCACAAGGAGAUUGAUCAAGUGAUUGGCUCACAUCGCCCUCCAGCCCUCAAUGACAAAGCCAAAAUGCCAUAUACUGAAGCAGUCAUUCAUGAGAUUCAGAGAUUUGGAGAUCUCCUCCCCAUUGGUGUGCCCCAUAUUGUCAACAAAGACACUCAAUUCCGAGGUUACAUCAUCCCAAAGGGCACUGAAAUAUUUCCCAUCCUGAAUUCGGCUCUUUUUGACCCACGUUACUUUGACACACCAGACACCUUCAACCCUGAUCACUUUCUGGAUUCCACUGGGGCACUGAAGAAGAAUGAAGCUUUUAUCCCCUUCUCCAUAGGGAAGCGCAUUUGCCUUGGUGAAGGCAUUGCCCGUGCAGAGUUAUUCCUCUUCUUCACCACCAUCCUCCAGAAUUUCUCCGUGGCCAGUCCCAUGGCCCCUGAAGACAUUGACCUCACACCCCAGGAGUGUGGAGUGGGCAAAGUGCCCCCUACAUACCAGAUCCGCUUCCUGUCCCGCUGAGUUGAAGGAAGCAGAUCAAAAGAUUCCACGGUCAUGAAGUAUCCCCACCCCUGCAAGGAAUGUCCCCUGCCUCUGUUUGUGUUCUGCAUCUGAGAGAUCUGCUGCAAGCCAGUAUCCUUCCCCAUCCUUGUUUUACACCUCCAUGAGAAAGUCCUUUCUGUGUCUCAUCUCCUCCCAUCAUAUUGCAGCUCUUCUAAAGACUCAAGGAGGCAUGUGUGUGUGUGUGUGACAGGAGGUGUUUUCCUUUUCUCUGCUAAUAGAAUUCCAGAAGUGGUAUAUAUAGAAACUAGAGGCUGAAAGGAGAAACUCAGCUCAGGAUCUCUCUGCAGAUCUGCUUCCCAGGCUACUGCUCACCCUGAGUGACUUCUCCCUUCCUUAGAACAGGCACAGCCUGCAUUUAGCAACUUCAUAUGCUGCAUGAUCUGUACAUACAUGAUCUCACUUGAAUCCCACUCCUAAUAACCCCAUAUGAUGAGUACAAUGAUCAUGCCUAUUGUACAUAUGAGUUAAAAAGGCCAGGUAAUAGUGUCAAUUGUCCAAGGUCACAUAGCUAUUAAGUGGGGGAAUAAGUUUCACAAUCAGUCUCCAUGGCUCUAGAACUCAAA
Molecule: messenger RNA, 2124 nt
Organism: Phyllostomus discolor (pale spear-nosed bat)
Lineage: Eukaryota; Metazoa; Chordata; Mammalia; Chiroptera; Phyllostomidae
Product: cytochrome P450 2B11-like
Exons: 9
Coding region: 44-1519 (491 amino acids)
Biological process (GO): xenobiotic metabolic process
Cellular component (GO): cytoplasm; intracellular membrane-bounded organelle
Molecular function (GO): heme binding; oxidoreductase activity, acting on paired donors, with incorporation or reduction of molecular oxygen, reduced flavin or flavoprotein as one donor, and incorporation of one atom of oxygen; iron ion binding
Source: RefSeq, a predicted model, not a curated record